GCCAACCCAAUUGCGUUGCCUGCUCCGUAGAGGACGGUGCUGCCGCCGCCGCGAUGUCCGAGACCGCUCCCGCCGCCGCCCCCGACGCUCCCGCUCCCGGUGCUAAGGCCGCCAAGAAGCCGAAGAAGGCGGCAGGCGGCUCCAAAGCCCGGAAGCCCGCGGGCCCCAGCGUCACCGAGCUGAUCACCAAGGCCGUGUCCGCCUCCAAGGAGCGUAAGGGGCUCUCUCUUGCCGCGCUCAAGAAGGCGCUGGCCGCCGGUGGCUACGAUGUGGAGAAGAACAACAGCCGCAUUAAGUUGGGGCUCAAGAGUCUUGUCAGCAAAGGCACCCUGGUGCAGACCAAGGGCACGGGUGCCUCUGGUUCUUUCCGCUUAAAUAAGAAGCCGGGAGAGGUGAAAGAAAAAGCCCCCAAGAAGCGGGCGACCGCAGCCAAACCUAGGAAGCCAGCGGCCAAGAAGCCCGCCAGCGCCGCCAAGAAGCCCAAGAAAGCUGCGGCGGGGAAGAAAAGCCCUAAAAAAGCUAAGAAGCCGGCGGCCGGUGCAGCCAAGAAGGCGGCCAAGAGCCCCAAGAAAGCAGCCAAGGCAGGUCGCCCCAAGAAGGCAGCAAAGAGCCCUGCCAAGGCUAAAGCGGUGAAGCCCAAAGCAGCUAAGCCCAAGGCAGCCAAGCCAAAAGCAGCCAAGGCGAAGAAGGCGGCGCCCAAGAAAAAGUAAAUUAUACCGGAAGAGUUCUGGUCUACAUAUUUUGCUAUCCAACGGCUCUUUUAAGAGCCACCCACACUUUCCCUAAAGGAGCUGAGGCACCGAGGCCGUCUGUAACUUGCAACAAGGAUCCAGUAAUUCGUAAGUUGUCAGAGGUCAAUUCUGUCUUAUCCCCCCCCCCCCACGUUAAAAUUACCGAAAGAAAUGGUAACGAGCACGGUAUGACGCGGAGCUUUAGGGAAGUGUAGAGUUUUACAUCUUUUUUUGUCAAGUAAUUGGUUAGACUCCCAGGAAGCAAUGUUUUACAAUAAUUUGAUAAAAAUCUGAUGUAUGGGAUUUGGGUUUUUUUUAAGGUUAUAUUUUGUAACAAAAGUAAUAGGAAUGCCAGGCAAACUACUACUGAGCCAUGUCUAAUCUUUUAUUUCUGUUAAAUGGUUUUGUCUGGGGGAGGAGGGGAGGAGUUUCUUACUGACCCGAAAAUAGCCCUGAGCUCUCCCGUUCCUUUUGUUCCCGAUGAGAAAGAGCUUUAAGUAUUGAAAAAGCCCGCCCAGACCAAGGAUUGGCCAGCGGAGAGCCCGGCCCGCUGCCCCUUCCCCCACCCUUCCCCCACCCUUCCCCCCUCCCUUCCCCGAAGACGAUUAUGCCUGGUAUCUCUGGUGCUGUUCCAGCCCCUCUCAGAGAAGAAAAACGCGGAAGAGAGGGGAAGAGACGGGAGCUUUCGCCGAAAUGGUGUUCCCAUGUUCUCUAGGAUAAGAACUAACUACACAAGAAAUAUCCCACACCAGAAAGAACUUGCUUUGGGAGGACGUUUUGGCGCGACUUUGUGUUAAUGAAAACGUGGAAAUUGUUGCUUCUACCACCAAGCCAAAAAUACUGUUAAUAAACAUGGAGAAUAUGAGACAAAA
Messenger RNA from Strigops habroptila (Kakapo), 1603 nucleotides. Its product is annotated as histone H1.01. Lineage: Eukaryota; Metazoa; Chordata; Aves; Psittaciformes; Psittacidae. The coding region runs from base 54 to 710 and encodes 218 amino acids. Gene Ontology annotation, biological process: nucleosome assembly. Gene Ontology annotation, cellular component: nucleosome. Gene Ontology annotation, molecular function: DNA binding; structural constituent of chromatin. The transcript has a single exon. The record is from RefSeq and is a predicted model, not a curated record.